CAUAACAAACUCAUGGAACCUGGCAAUGAAACACAACUUUCAAAGUUUCUUCUCCUGGGAUUCUCAGAGGACCCAGAGCUGCAGCCCCUCAUAUUCGGGCUCUUCCUCUCCAUGUACCUGGUCACUGUGGCUGGGAACCUGCUCAUCAUCCUGGCCAUCCUCUCAGACCCCCACCUCCACACGCCCAUGUACUUCUUCCUCUCCAACCUGUCCUUGGUGGACGUCUGCUUCACCUCCACCACCGUCCCCAAGAUGCUGGUGAACAUCCAGACGCAGAGCAAAGCCAUCAGCUAUGCAGGCUGCAUCACCCAGAUGUACUUUUUACUGCUGUUUUCAGGGUUGGACAUAUUUUUGCUGACGGUGAUGGCCUAUGACAGGUUCGUGGCCAUCUGUCACCCCCUGCACUACACGGUCAUCAUGAGCCCCCGGCUCUGUGCCCUGCUGCUUCUGGUGUGCUGGAUCAUCAGUGUCCUGAAUUCCUUGUCACACUGCUUCCUGGCACUGAAACUGUCUUUCUGUGCAGCUCCGGACAUUCCCCACUUUUUCUGUGAACUGAACCAGGUGGUCCACAGUGCCUGCUCUGACACCUUUCUGAAUGACAUGGUCAUCUAUUUAACUGCUAUGCUGCUGGCUGCUGGUCCUCUGGCUGGGAUCCUGUACUCCUAUUCUAAGAUCGUCUCCUCCAUCCGUGCCAUCUCCUCAGCUCAGGGGAAGUAUAAAGCAUUCUCCACCUGUGCCUCUCACCUCUCUGUUGUCUCCUUAUUUUAUUGCACACUCCUGGGUGUGUACCUUAGUUCUGCUGUUACUCAAAACCCACACUCAACUGCAACAGCCUCACUGAUGUACACCGUGGUCACCCCCAUGCUGAACCCCUUCAUCUACAGUCUGAGGAAUAAAGAUAUUAAGAGGGCCUUGAAGACAUUCUUUAUGAGAGAAACCAGAAAUUUAUCAGUUGACCCAUCUCAGUAG
Molecule: messenger RNA, 969 nt
Organism: Lepus europaeus (European hare)
Lineage: Eukaryota; Metazoa; Chordata; Mammalia; Lagomorpha; Leporidae
Product: olfactory receptor 7A17-like
Exons: 1
Coding region: 13-969 (318 amino acids)
Biological process (GO): G protein-coupled receptor signaling pathway
Cellular component (GO): membrane
Molecular function (GO): G protein-coupled receptor activity; olfactory receptor activity
Source: RefSeq, a predicted model, not a curated record